This is a messenger RNA of Phymastichus coffea, 7615 nucleotides long. Its product is annotated as ATP-dependent helicase brm-like. The record is from RefSeq and is a predicted model, not a curated record. The coding region runs from base 1352 to 7309 and encodes 1985 amino acids. The transcript is spliced from 4 exons. Gene Ontology annotation, molecular function: ATP binding; transcription factor binding; histone binding. Gene Ontology annotation, biological process: positive regulation of transcription by RNA polymerase II. NCBI's taxonomy places the organism in Eukaryota, Metazoa, Arthropoda, Insecta, Hymenoptera, Eulophidae. Gene Ontology annotation, cellular component: nucleus.
AGCUACUCGACUCGGAGCACGCGCAAUGAGUAUAUGGGUAUCUAAACUACGAUUCCCGCAGAGUUCAAAAUCGACGGACUGGAAUUCGCCGAGAAAAAAUAUCAUCGUCGUUGGUGGGGCAGAGUGAACAAGAGUAGUAUAUUCAGUUGUGAGUCGUCAUCGCGAAGUGACUUGUAAUCGUCAAGAGCUGUGCGUUGGCUGGAUGCGGUGGGUGUUUCCGCCGUGUUUAGUGUUUACCCGCCGCUAGCCCAUCGUCAGCAGUCGAAGUCAGCUCUCUCAAGCUACCGACUAUAAACGCCGACGCAGCGGCGAGCAAGCUUGUGAGUGUACGAAAGAGAGGGCAAACGACAGAGAAAGAGACGGAGGUAUAACCAGAUAGAUAGAUCGCCGACGGCGCCGUGCCCUCUGUUUCUGUGUGUACCGCAGAUGAAAAGAGCUGAAGAUAACUCGGUGCUGGCAAAGAUGGCAGAUAAGCGCUUCGCAGCCAACGAAUUAAGGUUAUGUAAAAUGUAGAUACCAGCAGGAGCACAGCAGCGCACAGUCAGAGUGAUCGGGCAGCAAGCAAGUAAAGCAAAGCGAACCAGCAGCUGCAGCCCGGAAUCGUGCUAGUGCGAACAAUCAUUAUCUUUAUAAAUAGUCGAUUGCUCGAAGGGCCAGAGUGUGCUGUGGAUCGCAGUGCGCGUGCGGCAGAAGUACGCGACGGUACGGUACGGUGAGAGCGAACGACGACAACGGCGAGCGUGAGCAAGAGAGAGAGAGAGAGAGCGAGCGAGCGAGCGAGCGAGCGCGCGCGAGAGAGAAAGAGAGAGAGAGAACGCGAACGGAGCCGCGUUGGCUGUUCGAUGGACAAUAGUGCGAGACAGUGCUCGGGGCCGUGGCUGAUGGUGUGGUUCUAAACGCGCAGUCCAACUCACAGUGCUCUCUAUUCGAGUCAAGCGCAAGCAGCGUAGGAAAAUAAUGCACGCUACUCUCUUGGAAUGGAGGAAGGUGGCCGUCACCGGCGGUGACGUCUCGUCGACGUUUGAGAGUCGUCCCUCGCGCCUCGUUUGUUGAGAAAUCGCGACGAGACGACGAGAGGUAGCCGCUCCGCAGCAGAGCAGCAGCAGCAGCCUGCACCACACACACCAGAAAGCUGUGUGAGUGAGUGCUAGAAGAGCGAGCGCGAGUGAGUGAGUGCGAGAGUUGAGGUUCGAAGCGAAGAAGCCUCGCUCGCUCGUCGCGCGCGCCCGCGUUUCAUAGAUGAGCAGCCGUAGCAGCAAAAGAUGCUGAUCUGAAUUGUCGCGAGGACGCCCGGCCGAAUAAUAGCGCGUCCCCAGCGGGCAACUUUAGCAACAGCAGCGGCGGCCCGAGCAUGACCAGCUCGUCGCCGCAGCCGUCGCCGAUGCCACCACCACAGGCGCCCAAUCAGAUGGGCCCGCCCCAGCAGCAGGCGCCCUCGCCUUCUAACCAUCCUCAUAGCCCUGCGCCCGGCUACCAGGAGGUCUCCGGUCCGCCGCCGCAGCAGCAGCCCAUGUCACAACAGACCCCGCCGCCGCUUAUGUUUCCACCACAACAUCCUGGGCAACCACCACAACAAGGCUAUGGUGGUCCACCACCACCUCAUCAGCAGCCUCAGCAAAAUUAUCCCCAUCCCCAGCAAAUGCCUCCAAACAUGGGGAUGCCACCACCACAUCAUCCACAUAGCCCAUCACCAGGCUAUGAAAAUGUCCAGUCUUCUCAAAUGCAAGGAGUGCCUCAGCAACAAGGCAGUUAUCAGCAGCACCCUUCGCAUCAAGUUCCUCCUCAUCAGCAGCAGUCGCCACACCAACAACCGCCACUUUCGCAAUCGCCACAUCCACAAGGACAUCAUCCACAAGGACCUCACCAGCAGGCAGGACCACCACACCCACAAGGUCCACAUCAGCAGCCUCCACAUCCACAAGGUCCUCACCCUCAGUCGUCACAUCAACAAGGACCGCAUUCUCAGUCACCACACCCACACUCACAAUCUCCUCAUCCCCAGGGAUCCCAUUCUCAGUCUCCCCAUCCACAAGGUCCUCACUCGCAAGCUCCCCAUCCACAAGGGCCACAUUCGCAAGGUCCACACCAGCAGCCCCCUCACCCGCAGGGACCACACCAACCUCCACAUGGACAAGGUCCUCAUCAACAGCAAGGACCCCACUUGCAACAACCUCCACAUGGGCAAGGCCCCCAUCACCAGCCUCCUCACCAAGGCCCACAUCAAGGGCCCCACCAAGGUGGACCACAUCAAGGUCCACACCAAGGACCACAUCCAGGUGGUCCACAUCAAGGUCCACACCAAGGAGGUCCACAUCAAGGCCCGCAUCAGGGCCCUCAUCAGGGUCCACAUCAAGGUCCCCAUCAAGGACCACAUCAAGGUCCACAUCAAGGCCCACAUCAGGGGCCACAUCAAGGUCCUCACCAACCAAUGCACCAAGGACCCCAUCAAGGCAUGCAUCAGCCAGGAGGACCAAUGGGAGCUGGAGGCCCACAUCAACCACUACCGCACCAGUCACAAAUGCCUGUCCCUCAGUAUUAUCAGCCUCAUCCCUCGCAAGUGGGUGCGAGUGCAAGCAGUAUGGGACAAGGUGGGCCACCUCCUGGAUCUAUGCCUGGCCAACAACAGCCUUCACCACCACAAGGUGGUCCUAUGGGUCCUGGGCCAAUUGGACAUGGUCAAGUUGCUCCAUCGCAUUCCCCCGGUCCUGGAUUACCUCAUCCACAAGAUAUGAGGCAUAGCAUAGGUAAUCAACAACCGCCAGGACCAGGAGGCCCAGGUGGACCAGGUGGACCAAUGGGCCCCGGAGGACCGAUGGGCGGUGGAGGUCCUGGAUCCUUAAGUGCAGGCGGUUCAGUUGGACCAAUGGGUGCUAGCGGGCCUGGAAUACCUAUGGUUCCUGGGGGUACAAUGGGUGCUGGUGGACCGAGUGGCCCAAUGGGAGGACCGGGAGGUCCAAUGGGAGGACCACCCGGUGGACCGAGCGGCCCGAUGGGAGGACCCGGAGGACCGAUGGGUGCUGGAGGGCCGCCACCGCUGAUGGGUGCAGGUCCUGGUCCCGGUUCUGGCGUGCCAAUGAGCGGACCCAUGUCAUCGCCAGGGUCCAUGGGCCCGGGAGUUCCGCCACCGCCUCACGGCCAAGGACACAUUAGUCCAAAUACUCAAAACGGACAGCCCCCGCCCGGUCAGCAAGGCCCAAUGGCUGGCGGUCCUGGCGGUAUGCCUGGGCCACAUCCCGGACCAGGACCAAGUCCUGGCCCACCGCCGGUGCCUGGCCAAGGGCAAGAUAAUCUAAACGCGCUUCAAAAGGCCAUCAAAUCGAUGGAGAGUAGGGGUCAACACGAGGAUCCGCGCUACGUGCAGCUGGUCGCUAUGAUGAAGGCCCGACAGCAGAACAGCAAUGAGACCGGCAGCUCGUUGUUGAGCCCACCGCAGAUGCAGCAGUUUCACGCGCAGAUAAUGGCGUAUCGGUCGUUGUUGCGCAAUCAACCACUUAAUUCUCAACAGAUGAUGGCCGUGGGCGUGCGCCCGGUCGAUCCAAGUCAAGCGGGUCCUAUGGGACCAGGCGGUCCACCGCCUCCACACGGGCCAAUAGGCAUGCCCGGUUUCGGACCGCCUAGAAUGGGAAUGCCUGGUGGCCCGCAGCCAUCGACCUCGCAACAGCAAGGCCAUCCGCAGCAACAGCAGCAGCAGCAGCAACAGCAACAGCAGCAGCAACAGGGACCACCCGGUAAAAACAAAGUGACGACGUUACCCAGGCCACCUGGUAUCGACCCACUGGCGAUACUCGACGAGCGCGAAACCCGCGUCGCUCAGAAGAUUGCCCAACGUGUCGAGCAGCUCAACAACCUGCCACCCAACCUGCCUGAAAAUAUACGAACUCAGGCCCAGAUCGAGCUGAGGAUGUUGCGAAUGCUGAACUUCCAGAGACAGUUACGUGCCGAAAUAGUCGCGAACACGCGCAGGGACACGACGCUCGAAACCGCCUCUAAUCUCAAGUCAUACAAGCGCGUUAAGCGACAGGGAAUCAGGGAAGCCCGCGCUACGGAGAAGCUGGAGAAGCAGCAGAAACUCGAUGCCGAGAGGAAGCGCAAGCAGAAACACCAGGAGUUCCUCACCUCGGUGCUACAGCAUGGCAAGGAUCUCAAGGAGUUCCACAGAAACAAUCAAGCCAAACUGGCACGGCUUAACAAGGCCAUCAUGAACUACCAUGCAAACGCCGAGAGGGAACAGAAGAAGGAACAAGAGAGGAUAGAGAAAGAGCGUAUGCGCCGAUUGAUGGCUGAAGAUGAAGAGGGUUACAGAAAGCUCAUCGAUCAGAAAAAGGACAAACGUCUAGCGUUCUUACUGUCGCAAACUGACGAGUACAUCGGCAAUCUUACCGAAAUGGUCAAGCAGCAUAAGAUGGAACAAAAGAAGAAACAAGCCGAGGAACAAAAGCGCAAAAAGAAAAAGAAGCGGCUGUCAAUGGAUGGCGGUGGCGAAAAUGGCGAAGAUAUCGACAGUGAGGACGAGCAUGUAACCGUUAUCGAGACCGCCACCGGCAGAAAGCUAAUCGGUGAGGACGCUCCCUUGUAUAGUCAGCUGAGCGCUUUUCUGGAAGCGAAUCCCGGCUGGGAGGCCGUCGAGUCGGACAGCGAGGACGAGGACGAGGAAGGCGAGGGCGGCGAAAAUGGCGAGAACAAAGAUAAAAACGCAUCGGAGGACAUUAAGGCCAAGAAAACGAUACAGAAAGCCAAGGUUGAAGAUGACGAGUACAAAACCGAAGAGCAAACCUAUUAUAGCAUCGCUCACACGGUACAUGAGAGCGUCACCGAGCAAGCCAGUAUUAUGGUUAACGGGCAGCUCAAGGAGUACCAGAUCAAGGGCCUCGAAUGGAUGGUCUCGUUAUUUAACAACAGUCUCAACGGCAUCCUCGCCGACGAGAUGGGUCUUGGCAAAACGAUUCAAACGAUAGCACUUGUCACGCACCUCAUGGAGAAGAAGAAGGUUAACGGCCCGUUCCUCAUUAUCGUACCGCUGUCGACGCUGUCUAACUGGAUCCUCGAGUUCGAGAAAUGGGCGCCGAGUGUGGUGGUGGUAUCUUACAAAGGAUCUCCGGCUGGUCGCAGGGCCAUCCAGUCGCAGAUGCGCGCGACCAAGUUUAAUGUACUAUUAACUACUUACGAAUACAUUAUCAAAGACAAAAGUGUGCUGGCGAAGCUGCAGUGGAAAUACAUGAUAAUCGAUGAGGGCCACAGGAUGAAGAAUCACCAUUGUAAAUUGACACAGGUGUUGAACACUCACUAUAUCGCGCCUCAUCGACUGUUGCUCACGGGCACGCCGCUGCAGAAUAAACUACCCGAGUUAUGGGCGCUGCUCAACUUUUUACUUCCAUCUAUCUUUAAGUCUUGUAGCACGUUCGAGCAGUGGUUCAACGCGCCGUUCGCCACGACUGGCGAGAAAGUCGAGUUGAACGAGGAAGAGACUAUUCUUAUCAUUCGACGUUUGCAUAAAGUUCUACGUCCCUUCUUGUUACGGCGUCUGAAGAAAGAAGUAGAGUCUCAGUUGCCAGAUAAAGUAGAGUAUAUUAUUAAGUGUGAUAUGUCUGGCUUGCAGAAAGUUCUUUAUAAGCAUAUGCAGAGUAAAGGUGUUCUACUGACUGAUGGAUCUGAAAAGGGCAAGCGCGGCAAAGGCGGCGCCAAGGCCUUGAUGAACACUAUAGUACAGCUUCGUAAACUUUGUAAUCAUCCGUUUAUGUUCCAACAUAUAGAAGAGAAGUAUUGCGAGUACUUAGGUAUACAAGGUAGUGGUGUUAUCACCGGACCUCUUUUAUACAGAGCUUCUGGCAAAUUUGAACUGUUAGAUCGUAUCUUACCUAAAUUGAAAGCGACUGGUCAUAGGGUAUUGUUGUUUUGUCAGAUGACCCAGCUUAUGACUAUUAUGGAGGAUUAUCUCAACUGGCGUGGAUUUCUGUAUUUAAGAUUAGACGGAACAACAAAAUCCGAAGACCGGGGCGAUCUGUUGAAAAGAUUCAACGAGCCUGGGUCGGAGUAUUUCCUAUUUAUUCUAUCGACGCGAGCCGGCGGUCUUGGUCUGAAUCUUCAGGCUGCGGAUACUGUAAUUAUAUUUGAUUCCGACUGGAAUCCUCACCAAGACUUGCAAGCUCAGGACAGAGCUCAUCGCAUCGGCCAGAAAAACGAAGUGCGAGUGCUACGACUUAUGACCGUCAACUCAGUGGAAGAGAGAAUAUUGGCCGCCGCCAGGUAUAAACUGAACAUGGAUGAGAAAGUUAUACAGGCUGGUAUGUUUGACCAGAAGUCGACGGGCUCCGAACGCCAGCAGUUCCUGCAGAGUAUCCUGCAUCAAGACGACGCCGAUGACGAGGAGGAGAAUGAAGUACCCGACGACGAGAGUGUCAAUCGAAUGAUCGCCAGAUCCGAAGACGAGUUUCAAACUUUCCUUAAACUGGAUUUAGAGCGGAGGAGAGAAGAGGCGAAAAACGGACCCACGAGAAGAAGCCGGCUGCUCGAAGAGUCCGAAUUACCGGAAUGGUUAGUGAAGAACGACGACGAGGUGGAAAAGUGUUGCUACGACGAAGAGGAAGACAAGAUUCUAGGCCGAGGCUCGCGGCAGCGCAAAGAAGUCGACUACACAAACAGUCUGACGGAAAAAGAGCUGAUGCGAGCGAUUGGUGACGACGGAUGUGAGUUUGAGGAAGAAGAGGAGGAUGAUAAAAACAAAAAGAAAACGAGAAAAAAGAGAAAGCGAGGCGACGAGGAUGAGGAACCUGUUGUAAAAAAGAGGAAAGGGGGCGGAAUAAGUCCAAAGCUGAAGAGGUGUAUGAAGAAAAUAAUGUCUACGGUGAUAAAUUACACGGAACCCGACGGCAGGACGUUGAGCGAACCAUUCAUGGAUUUGCCGUCGCGUCGGGAGUUUCCAGACUAUUACGAGAUCAUCAAAAAACCACUGGCUAUCAAUAAAUUGAUACAGAAGAUUGAGGAAGGCAAGUACUCAGAGCUCGACGAGCUAGAGAAGGACUUCAUGCAGCUAUGCAAAAACGCACAAAUCUACAACGAGGAAGCGUCGCUGAUCCACGAGAACUCGAUUGUGCUGCAAACGGUGUUCUCGAACGCGCGAGCGAAAAUUGAAGCCGAGGCGACCGGCUCCGAUGACAAUCGCGACGAGGAUUGCUCAGACGGCGAUUCCAAUUCUAGGAUGAAGUUCAAAGUGAAAGGCAGGAAAAGUGAAGGAGGCGGACGUGGCGGUCGGAGAAAGAGAAUAAGUAAAAAGUGUAUUUCAGACGAUGAUGACGAUGCCGAUGAUCAUUGAGUGUAUAUAAGCUUAGAAAUCUAUAAGGUUUUAAAUUAUAUUUCGAUAAAUUUUCUUAUAAGUAUAAAAAUCAUGAUUUUAAAGACACCGAAAUGUCGAUAAAGAAAUAAAAGAAGCUAAAUCAAUUUUUUAAACUGCUGUAGGAAAUUUAUAGACAUUUUUUUUUAAUUUUAGGGUACACUUAUAUAUAGUAAAUAAAAAUCUAGAAUCGAAUUUUCCUUCUAUCCCCCCUAUUCUAAUUUUGUCUGUAAUCAAGAACUUUCACAGAAAUGGUAAUUGUGUAUAUUAAUUAUAUACAGUAAAUGA